UUCUUUCUCUCUUGCGAUGAAGGGUGCCUUGGGGAUCGCACCGAAGCGAUUGUCGACACAUCGGUUUCAACAAAUUCCUGACCUCCCACAAGACGCCAUGUCGAAUCCGAACGACGUGACGAUUGAUAUCCCUCUCACCGAAACGACCAGUCGCGGUCAGAACGGGGCCCGGAAAUGGGGCUCGCACGCUGGCUCAACGGUGCCUAUCAAUGGUCUCGAGAGUGACGAGAAGGAUGGUUUGAAGGGCCCCGGCCGUCGUCGUCGCCAUCAUCAUGAUACAGAUAUCACUGAGGCCACGGGGAAACCUUCUGAGUCGCCGGAGGAUGGUUCAAUCAAUCGCAUGGGCCGUAUCUACCAGGCUAUCUACAACUUUUCUAUUGUCACUCGUUACAUGAUUUACGUCGUUCCUAUUGGCGUGUUAUUUGCAAUUCCGAUUAUUGUCGGCGCGACAGUGGCGCCGGAUGCGAAGAUUGGUGGUGUGCAUAUCUAUUGGUUUUUUACUUGGAUUGAGGUCGUUUGGGUGAGCUUGUGGGUGUGCAAGAUCUUUGCCAAGUUUAUUCCCUACGUGUUUCAGUUCUUGUGUGGUAUUGUUAGCUCGGGUACACGCAAGUAUGCGCUUAUCCUGCGGGCUUUGGAGACUCCGAUUACGAUUGUGUUGUGGUCGGUUGUCUCCUUGGUUACUUUCCUGCCGAUCAUGACUCUGAAUCCCAGCAAGCAAGACAGCGAGGACACCAGUGUCAAGUCCUGGGAGAAGAGCGUCAAGAACAUUCUCUUCGCCCUGCUCGUCUGCAGUCUCAUUUUCCUCGGUGAAAAAGCUCUCGUUCAGCUCAUCUCCAUCAGUUACCACCGCAAGCAAUUCGAUGCCAAGAUCAAGCAGUCCAAGCACAAUGUCUUCCUGGUUGGUCUCCUCUUCGAGGCCUCCCGCAACAUGUUCCCCAUGUACUGCCCCGAGUUCAAGGACGAGGACGCCAUAAUCUUCGACUCGCUCCUGGCCCAGUCUAAUGGCAAGGUUAGCAAGCGCAGCUCUAUCAUGCCCCUGCGUAUGAUGCAGCAGGUUGGUCGCCAGGUCGGUCACAAUGUCGGCCGGAUUGGUGACAAGGUGACUGCGGCCUUUGGUAAUGUUGCCUCGGAGCUUACUGGAAAGCAAGUGUUUAACCCGCAAGCCACUCACUCAAUUGUUGUUGAAGCACUCGAGCGCAAGCGAUGUGCCGCGGCGCUGGCUCGCCGUAUCUGGAUGUCGUUUGUGGUCGAGGGCCGUGAUGCGCUCUUCCUAGAGGAUAUUGUGGAAGUUCUGGGUCCUGACCAUGAGGCCGAAGCUGAAGAGUGCUUUGCUGCUUUGGACAAGGAUGGCAAUGGCGACGUCAGUCUGGAUGAGAUGAUCCUCACGAUUAGCGAGUUCGGUCGUAUGCGCAAGUCGCUGAACCACAGCAUGCACGAUGUCGACCAGGCCAUCCACGUUCUGGAUAACCUGCUGCUCUCUGUCGCCUUCGUGGUCGGUGUCUUGGUAUUUGUUUCAUUCGUUACUACUGGUUUCGGCACCGUCAUCGCUGCCGGCGCUACUUCCCUGCUCUCGCUGAGUUUCGUCUUCUCGACUACCGCCCAGGAAGUCCUGGGUUCUUGCAUUUUCCUAUUCGUCAAGCACCCCUUCGAUAUCGGUGACCGUGUCGAUAUCAGUGAUAAGUCUUACAUCGUCGAGCGUAUUUCCCUACUGUUCAGUGUCUUCCGCGCUGUUGGUGAUCACCGCAUGACCCAGGUGCCCAACAACAUUCUGAACAGUUUGUGGAUUGAUAACUUUACCCGUGCCAAUGCCAUGCAUGAGCAACUUACUGUAUCUGUGAGCUUUGAUACCAGCUUCGCUGAGAUCCAGGCCCUGCGUGAGGAGAUGGAGACCUUCGUCCGUGAUCCGGCCAACAGCCGUGAUUUCCAGCCUGACCUUGAUAUCGAGGUUGUCGGCGUGGGUGACAUGGACAAGCUCGAGCUCCAUGUUGAUAUUCGUCACAAGUCUAAUUGGUCCAAUGAGACUGUCCGUGCUGCCCGUCGCUCCAAGUUCAUGUGUGCUCUUGUCCUGGCUAUGCGCAAGGUCCCUAUCCGGGCUCCUGGUGCCGCAGCUCCCGAGGAAGAGUCCAAGGAUGACGGUGAUGACAAGGACGGUGCUGAUGGUGCUCCUGGUGCUGGUGACAACAAGCCAGCUCACGCCGGCGCUGGUGCUGGUGCAGAUGGCAAAGCUGGCGGUCUCACCCCAGCUGCCGCCGCUGCUGCUAGCGGUAUGAUGAACUACGAGGCGCAAACCACCGGCUUCGAGCAGAACCGUUCCUCCGGCUCCGUCACCCACCGCGGCUCCAUGGCCGCCACCCAGCGCGAAGCCGCCAUCGCAGACCCCGUCGACCCCGGCCGCGAUACCAAUGACGAUCUCUACCGCACCACAACCAACACCUCCAACCAAGGCAAACAGCUAAGCGUCUACGACGGCAACACCGGUGUCUCACGCGGCCUCUCAACCGGCCACCGCAAAGCCGGCCUACGAGCCUCCUACCACGACGAAGACACAAUGCACCCGCCCCUCUCCCCCGUCGCAGCAGGCAUGACCCCCUCACACAGCGGCGUGCCAAUCCUCAACACCCCUGCUCCCCCAGGCUCCCGCGGUAGCACACGUUACGAGCCACCCACCACGCACGCACCCACCUCCCAACCCCAACCGGGUGCCCACCAAAUCGGCUCCUUCGCCCAGUCCUACUACGGCCACGAGGGCGCCUAUGAUUCCGUGCCCCUGAACGGAAUCACGCCUGAUCGCGCGACUGCUUCGUCAAGUCAGUAUGAUGUCCCGGAUCGGUACGACCCCGUCUCCCCGCCAUCUAUCUACUCGCCCCCGCAGCCGCAGGCGCCUGCGCCGGCGUUUAGGACUGGUAGGAAGAAUCCGUAUGGUGGUGAGCAUGAAGCUUGA
Molecule: messenger RNA, 2941 nt
Organism: Penicillium subrubescens
Lineage: Eukaryota; Fungi; Ascomycota; Eurotiomycetes; Eurotiales; Aspergillaceae
Product: serine/threonine protein kinase
Exons: 3
Coding region: 17-2941 (974 amino acids)
Biological process (GO): intracellular calcium ion homeostasis; calcium ion transmembrane transport
Cellular component (GO): membrane
Molecular function (GO): calcium channel activity; calcium ion binding
Source: RefSeq, a predicted model, not a curated record